AUGUCUGCUCUGAAGUCGUGGGUUUCUAUCCCACCACGCUCGCACUUUAGCUUGGCCAAUAUUCCAUUCGGCAUCAUUUCAACAAACAGCAACUCAACGCCACGACCCGCCGUCGCCAUUGGAGACCAUGCAUUGGAUCUGCUGGCAUUUUCCAACGGAGGAGGGUUCUCUAAACUACCUCAACUCGCAUCUCAUUUACAAGUUUUCAAUUCUUCGACUUUGAACAAGUUUGCGGCUUUGGGUCGAGCAACACAUCGUGACGUGCGGCAGUACCUUCAAUCCGUCUUUGCAGCUGAUGGUCCCCACCCGGAGGUCCUUGAAAAGAAUGAUGAACUCAAGGGAAAAGCCCUCGUCUCUCUCACGGAUGUUCAGACUCACCUCCCUCUGUCAAUCGGUGACUACACGGACUUUUUCGCGGGACGGAACCAUGCAUUCAAUGUCGGCACCCUAUUCCGCGGACCACAGAACGCCCUGAAUCCGAACUAUAACCACCUGCCGGUAGCUUACCAUGGACGUGCUAGCUCUGUGGUUGCCUCUGGUACACCUCUUCAUCGUCCAUGGGGCCAAGUGAUUCUUGAUCCGGCGGCCGAGCCCAAAGUGCCGACUUUUAGGCCUAUACGGCGGUUGGACAUCGAGCUGGAGCUCGGGCUCUUCAUUUCGCGACCGAAUGAGCUUGGAAAGCCCGUGAAAACGCGGGAAGCGGCUGAUUUCAUCUUUGGCUAUGUGCUGAUGAACGACUGGAGUGCAAGAGAUGUGCAAACUUGGGAGUAUGUCCCACUAGGACCCUUUAAUGCCAAGAAUUUUGGCACCACGAUUAGUCCAUGGGUCGUGUUGGCGGAUGCACUCGAGCCAUUCCGAACAAAGGGUUUGGAUAACCCGGUCGAAUUGCGAAGCUAUCUGAAGCAAGAUCAAUCAGACGCUGCCCUGGACAUUAACUUGGAGGUUUCUCUCAAGACACCCCAAGGUGGCGCGACGACUCUGUCACGUACAUCCUCCAAGAACCUUUUGUGGUCGUGGGAGCAAAUGAUCGCGCACCACACAGUGACUGGAUGCAAUCUGCGGACUGGCGACUUGCUGGGUUCUGGAACAAUCUCAGGUACCGAGUCGGGCACGUACGGCAGUAUUUUGGAACAGACACAAGCUGGAAAACACCCAGUGAAAUUGAAUAGCGGAGAGGAGCGAAUGUUUGUGCAGGAUGGCGAUACCAUUAUCAUUACUGGCGCGGCUGGUCAAGUGGAUGGGGGCUUGGUGGGUUUUGGGGAAUGUUCCGGUCAGAUUCUGCCAGCACUGGACGAGGAUUUCUGGUCCACUUGA
Molecule: messenger RNA, 1314 nt
Organism: Pestalotiopsis fici W106-1
Lineage: Eukaryota; Fungi; Ascomycota; Sordariomycetes; Amphisphaeriales; Sporocadaceae
Product: Fumarylacetoacetase
Exons: 2
Coding region: 1-1314 (437 amino acids)
Biological process (GO): L-phenylalanine catabolic process; homogentisate catabolic process; L-tyrosine catabolic process
Molecular function (GO): fumarylacetoacetase activity
Source: RefSeq, a predicted model, not a curated record